UUAUGCCAUUUCUUCCAUACUCUAACCAAGAGAUACGAAAUAUAGCUCCAAGGUAGAAAUCAAUGGCCACAGGGGCAGCUGGAGAUGGACUUUUCCGGGGUGUGUUCGAAGGGUGCAUUUCAGGCGGCGACAUGGGUAUCCGAAGAAGGCCGUACCAUAAAAAUUGUGGGUGCCAACUACAUAAAUUACGUCAAAAUUGCUCGCAUUUGUCAAAAUAUAGAAGCGUGGCCUAUCCUAUUAGGCGAUCUUGGAGUGAAGGUUGCCUCUCAUUGAUGGCAUCCGGGCUCUCGUUGUCCCCUUGUUCUUCCCCGACCAAAUCCUCUGAGGAGAUGACAAGGACGCUAACGCAAUUAAAACUAUGGAAGGAAGAAGAAGAACAAGAACAAGAGACUAAGGUUUGAUCCUUUUAAUUUAUAUUGGUCUCUUGCCCUUUUUUUUUCUUUUUCUUAUUCUUUUUUUUGUGGGAAUAAUUUUAUGAAAGUAAAUGGUUUGGUUUUCGUUUUUAA
Molecule: messenger RNA, 506 nt
Organism: Olea europaea var. sylvestris
Lineage: Eukaryota; Viridiplantae; Streptophyta; Magnoliopsida; Lamiales; Oleaceae
Exons: 1
Coding region: 63-401 (112 amino acids)
Source: RefSeq, a predicted model, not a curated record